AAAAUUCCACCUUGCCUGUCAAUAAGAUCACAGCAACUAUAAAAUUGCCCAAACUGCUUUUAUAAAUCUUGUGCUUCUCCAAUGCGUUGAACAGUUCGGCAUGCCAGCGAGUCCUGCUCCGUCAGAUAGUCCAGCCGUCCCACGGCCCCGGAGAGGCCGCCCCCCUGCCAAUAAGGUGUCUCAAACUGAUGCCAUGCUGAGGGCCAUGGAUGAUGUUCUGAUCGCCAUCCGGAGCUUACAAGAUAAGACAGGCCGAAAAAUAAGCGAGCUGUUUGAAGAGUUGGUCUCCCGUGACGACUACCCAGAGUACUAUGAAAUCAUCCAGCAACCUAUUGCAUUGGAAGUCAUUCAAGAGAAGAUAGACCGUAGGGAAUACAGGACCAUGGAAGAAUUCCAAGCCGAUAUGGAACUGCUGAUUGAAAAUGCGAAGACGUUUAACCGCAAAGGUUCCACCGUUUACAAGGACGCUGUGACUCUCCAGGGAGCUUUUGAACUGGAGCUAGCAGCGCACUCGCAAAAGCUUCCAAACCGAUCUGGCGAAGUCCUGAACUCGCAAGCAUCGGUCAGCCCAGACACGUCAAACGAGAAACUCGUCAACGAGUUUCGAAACAUACUCCGGACCAUUACGACUCGUAAAAACGACGAGGGCCGCAUCAUCUCGGAGAUGUUCCAAGAGCUACCAGACAAGGACGAAUAUCCCGACUAUUACGAUGAGAUCAAGAAUCCAAUAUCGCUUGACAUAAUACAGCAGAAGAUUGAUAGAAAGGCAUAUCAUUCGGUAGCGGAAUUCGAGGCCGAUUUCAUGCGGAUGGUAUCUAACGCCAUGGAAUAUAAUGCUGAAGGAUCCGAGGUGUACCAAGACGCUAUCGCGUUGCAAAUGCUAUUCAACGAGCUCAUGAAGAAACGUCACGGAAAUGACGCGAAGGAUGACCUGAAAGUAUCGUCCCCAGCGCUCACUGUUGACGGACAAACCUAUGAACCAGGCGACUUCGUGUAUAUCUUUAAUCCUAAUGACCCGAUGAAACCAACUGUUGCGCAAAUCAUCUCGGUGUGGUCGAAACAGCAUCCCGUGCCGCGAGAAGGAGUGAGCGCAUGUUGGUUCCUACGGCCGGAGCAAACUGUACAUCGCGCGAACACCAAAUUUAUGCACAACGAAGUAUUUAAAACAAAUCAUACCGAGAAUUACUACGCUAAUGAAAUUGUCGGGCGAUGCUGGGUGUUAUAUAUUCGCGAUUAUGUGCGUGGAAGACCAAAAGGCGCGUCAAAGGACGAUGUCUAUGUUUGCGAAUCAAGAUACAACGAGCAGGCCAAGCAGUAUUCCAAGAUUAAAAAUUGGCUUACAUGUAUACCGGAAGUUGCACGGCAUAAGCAGUUGGAUCUCGAGCUUUUUCCAACACCUAUUGUACCCUUGCGCCUGUAUUCCGCAUUUGACGAAUCUACCAACCAAGGACGGACACGGAAAGGCAGCGAAGAUGCUCAAAGUAUCGCGGAACGCCCAGCGACCCCGAAACCCCAAUCCCCGCGAAAGAUACCGGGGACUGCACCUGCUAGUUUAAUUCAAUUGAAAACUCCUGCUGUCCAAUUACAUGCGACUUCAACACCGGGCGCGACGGCAGCUUCGAUACCUUCAACAUGGACAACUGGUGCUACUCCUUCAACCCCUUUGAUUGUAUCACCCUUGACACCAACGGUACCGCACACCGCGACUGCACAAUCGUAUGUACCAUCCACACUUGGUCUCGGAACGUCUAAUACUGGAGCACCCGUUACUCCGUACUUCACCAAGCCUCCCAAAUCGACGCCGACGCCGAGCAGCCAAGGAUACGAUAACCUGCCUGUGACCACCAUUGACUGCUUUGACACAACGGACGAUAAAAAGCUAAAAUGGUUCGCAGCACCACCACUCGAUAUGGUUGACAAUUGGACGGCCAUUCACUCGCUAGAGUACUUGUACAGAAAGGCGCAAGAGAAGCGAAGAAGGCGUGGGUCUCUCGAACUGCGGCAGAAUGCGGGUAGUGGCAAAAGAUUGAAGAAACUCAAAGUUGAGGCACAGAAAGCUUCGUCGGCCGAGAUCAAGUCUCUUUCGUAAUGUGAUAUAUGCGCUGUCCAAGUCCGUAUUUAUAUGAUGCCGCAUAUCCAUGUGCAAACGGUUCAAUUCAUCUUUCAGCGAAAAGGCUAAUGCUUAGAGGAGGAGAUGAAUGUAAAUAACUGGCAGUGGGAAAAAUCCUGUUGAAAAGAAAUAUAAACAAUGGAAUCCCGUCACGUGAUCACACGGUUGCAAACGGCUCCGUCCAAGCAACGAGCGACCGGAGACGCAGGAUCUCCACGACGUGCUCCAUCUACGCUAAGGUCAUUUUGCAUCAAGUGCGCUUUGCAAGAAACUAUGUGGUGCAUGCAGUACUUUUUAUUCUUAUUCCUGAUACCGUUUCCUCGUGCGUCAAAUUUCUUCAUCCUCUCCUUUUUGCUUUGCAUGUUUGUCACGCAUAAACCGUGUUUGUAUUGUUCGCUUGUGAUCUUGGGCCUCCUCGCAUCCUCGUGCAACUACUAUUCACCAACGCUCCGAGAAGAAGAGCAAAGGUGCUGGGUAGAUUUCGAUCCGAGAUUCUUUUUUGUCGGGAGGGGAAUGUUGCCAGGAGUAGGGAGCGGAUGAACCAUAAUGGAUCGUGGUUUCCGCGAGCAAAAGAACCGUAUGACCGUCUUCACGGAACUUACACAGAGGGAGUGUCAGUGACAUUGUGCGUGUCAGGCAACGGAAAAAGGCUAACUGGACGACGGAUAUCCAUGAAUCAUUGAUUCGACAUCUGGACGAUUCUUGACGACGGAUCUCGAAUCGAUUGGCGAACAACCAAGACCCAUGCGAUAUUCGCUCUCCACAGCAUCCUCUGAGAGGAAUUUGGAUGAGACAUGCACUGUUGAAGACUUCAGUACUAUUGUCGAUGGCGCGGCAAAGUUCAGUGAAGUCGCAACAUGACGAUGAGUGAUUGCGAAACUUGCGAAGAUUCUCCGUUGCAAGCCUGCGCUCCACCAAGGCCAAUAGAUUACGAUAAUAUCGUUACCGUUUUAUUUCUCUAUUUUUUGGUCAAUUGGGCUAUCUAUAUUGCACAGCAAAUCAAUACAUACAAUAGGAGAUAUACAUGCAAAUUUGCAAAUCUAAAAAGCUAAAUACAGCCGC
This is a messenger RNA of Spizellomyces punctatus DAOM BR117, 3172 nucleotides long. RefSeq lists its product as uncharacterized. NCBI's taxonomy places the organism in Eukaryota, Fungi, Chytridiomycota, Chytridiomycetes, Spizellomycetales, Spizellomycetaceae. The transcript is spliced from 14 exons. The record is from RefSeq and is a predicted model, not a curated record. Gene Ontology annotation, molecular function: protein binding; chromatin binding. Gene Ontology annotation, biological process: chromatin remodeling. Gene Ontology annotation, cellular component: RSC-type complex. Bases 101 to 2089 code for a protein of 662 amino acids.